This is a messenger RNA of Linum tenue, 1112 nucleotides long. Lineage: Eukaryota; Viridiplantae; Streptophyta; Magnoliopsida; Malpighiales; Linaceae. The record is from the annotation of a GenBank genome assembly.
AUGUAUAAGCAGCCUGGCGUACAGAAGCGACAGCAUUCUGCCCAGUCUUCGCCAAAUGCAGAAAAAGAAAAGACUACAAAUGGGUUGAUACAAAUACACAGCAAAAAGCUACGGGCGCCAUGGAUGCAAGCUUGGUUGCUACCACUUGUCUUCACCAUUGAACCGAAACUCUACGUGGGGAAGCUCGGGGAUCUUGAUCGAAUCGGACUCCUCAGCGGAAUGUUUCUUCUCCCCGUCCUGCUCCCUGCGCGGAAAGAAGCUGCUCAGCAACGACCUCACGGGAUGGCUCAGUUUGUCCUUGACGGCCAAGGCGAUGGACACCUCGGAGACUUGCCAGGCCACCGUCACGACGAUCAAAGCAGAAAGCAGGCAGUGUGUGAUGAAGUUCUGCCUCUUCACCUUCUUAAUCUCCUUCACUAGCUCCUCGUCUGCAUCGGUUUCCUUGCUAUUCCGGCCGGAACCUGGUUUCCGGUUUCUCAACCUGCUUUCUCCGCCUCGUGGAGAGCUUGCCUCCGAUGACCCGGGUUGUUUGAGCGUCCCUUCUCCUUUCAGCGAUUCCAACUGUCCACGGUAACGUAUAAUCAUAUAAUUGUUAUCUUCCUCUAUGUUCUUCAUUCAGAAUCUAACGUGGUCUGGUCUGGUCGGGAGGGAAUUGGUUGUUACCUCGGCGAGUAAUCUGGAGAGAAUAGGGCGAUCUUUGUCGUCCAAGGAGAUGGAAUCGGCGUAGGCUUCUUCUUCUUCGUUCUUCUUCUCUUCUAUUAACUUCUGGAUUUCUUCGGUGAGAAACAGCAACUUUUGAGUCGAUUCCAUUGCCCUUUUCUCUGAUUCUUUUUGUUCGAUCAUGUAAAUCCGUGAGGAGGGGGUUGUGAUUGGAGUUUGGGGAAGGAAAGCGACGGAUGGGAAAAGAAGGGGACUAAUCAUUUGGCGGAAAAUGCGAACGAUGGUCGAAUUACUGUAGGACACGUGGCUGCAUCCUGCAUGUCCAUGUGUUUCUUUCUCCCGUGCUGUCGUGUGAAUUGGCGUUUCUUGCGGUGCUGCAUUCAUUUCGCUCACUUCUGAAUUUUGUUCUACAAAGUUGUGGGCUUUGCAGUACAUGGGCUCUGAGCGGCACG